Drosophila sulfurigaster albostrigata is the source of this 1013-nucleotide messenger RNA. RefSeq lists its product as uncharacterized. The coding region runs from base 176 to 883 and encodes 235 amino acids. The transcript has a single exon. The record is from RefSeq and is a predicted model, not a curated record. Lineage: Eukaryota; Metazoa; Arthropoda; Insecta; Diptera; Drosophilidae.
ACUGAAUAUUUAUUUUUAUUUACAAAAUUUGACAAAUUCUUUCGAUGUUAGAUAUAAAUAAUUUUCUUCUAGUCGCCAACAAAAAACAUCGAAGAUUAUCCUAAGGGAUAAUAUCUUUCUCCGCGUGAAUUGAAUCAUACCAAAUUCCAGUCAAUUUUGUGUUUUCUCCCGUACGAUGGGCAAACAAUCUAAUAGACAAGAUUUCUGCAAAUUCAACAUACAACUGCUCUCGGACAAGAGCGUCGUCUUAGUGACAGCCACGGGAUUCGAGUCUGAAAUAUUUGUGCCUCAGCUGAAAAACAAUCGCAUCGCUUUAACAAAUGUAGUAUGCAGUCGACAGCCGAAGAACCAGAGAAGUGAAACUCGACUUAGUGUUCGUCCCAACUUGAUCCGAUCAAAUCGAAUAACAAACCGCAGACUGAUCACAGCAACUGCGGGUUUGACGCCUGCUCUGGCUAAGGCAAGUCCUUUGGGUCUGAAAUUCGAUAUCAAGCUCAUUUCGAAUGGAAACGUGGUGCUUGUGGAAUGUAACGGCUAUGAAUCUGAGAUAUUCUUGCCUCUUAUUUCUAGUCGUUCCGUUACCAUGAAACGCGUCUCCGCUCUGGAAUUAACGCGAUAUGCCUGGCAAAUAUCGUUCAAUGAGAAUACCGAAAAGGGCCGAGGCUCGGCUGCCGUACUGGCUGCUUCUCUGGCAGCUCAGGCCGUGGGUUUAACCAAGCUAUUGGUGUCUCCUUCAGAUAUUGUAAGCAGUGAAACGUCAUCGUCGCUGAUAGUGAAGGAAAAAAAGAAAAAGAACUCGAAGCUUCUGCUGAAGGCAGCCGGUGAUGCAAAGAGUAAGGAACUUGCAAAAUAUAAGUCUCCUUCUUCUGCCUACAAGUUGUGACAAAGUUCGAUCGCAUGACAUUAGAUCAUCACAUCAUAUGCUAAAUCGGCUUUCAGACUUCAAAAUAUUUAUGUACUCUCACUACAACCAGUAAUGUAAAGCAAUUGUAUUAAAGUUUCGUUAACUGAAA